AUGAGUGAAUGCGAAUACUGUAAAUCUACAAAUAUGCUGCCUCUUAGUGGGAAAUACUACUGCGAAGAAUGCGAAAUAUAUUACAUAUAUAAAGAUAAAAAGCAAGAGUAUUCCAAUCUCCCCAUAGAGGAUGUAAACCAAAUGUGUGUUGGAGAUCAUCUUUGCGGAAGAUGUAAAUCUAAAUAUUACGAAAAGAAAACCAUCGUAUGCACAACAUUCCGUGAAUACUUCAGAAAACUUCCCUUGUGUAAGAAAUGCAAAAAAAGUAACGAAAAGUCCAUAAAGAAUGCCUUCUUCCGAAACUUCAUACUUUACAAAAUGCAUGGUAGAAUCUUUUCAAUUCCAUUCAUAGCACUUCAUACCAUAUGGUUUUAUUUGAUGGGGAAUACCGUCCUCUACAAGCUUAUCGUGAUCAACUUAAUUGCCUAUAAAAAAAAAGAGUUAAGGCCUUACAAAUGCUUGCUCAGCUCUAUUUUCAUCACCAUUUUUGGUUUUUGGAAUUGGAGUGACAUACCGUUCUACCUGUACUGCUUGUUUUCAAUGGUGUCGUCUAAAAGAUGGUAUUAUAAGGUUCCUGUCAACCUGGACGGGGCUCCUCCAAACAUUCUAGAAUACUUGGAGCAACUCAACAUAGGAAGAAAGAAAAGUCGAAAGUCAUGA
Molecule: messenger RNA, 660 nt
Organism: Encephalitozoon romaleae SJ-2008
Lineage: Eukaryota; Fungi; Microsporidia; Unikaryonidae
Exons: 1
Coding region: 1-660 (219 amino acids)
Source: RefSeq, a predicted model, not a curated record